Molecule: messenger RNA, 2143 nt
Organism: Caenorhabditis auriculariae
Lineage: Eukaryota; Metazoa; Nematoda; Chromadorea; Rhabditida; Rhabditidae
Source: the annotation of a GenBank genome assembly
AUGUAUAAAAAAAGGUAAUUACCUUUUUUUUUUCGCUUUUUUUUGUGCCGUUUUCCCUCGAUGAAUGUCAUGAAAUGUUAUAACACGUUCGAGGGGUAUUUUUCAUACAUCGCUGGCUUUAGGCAAUAGUUUACUAAAGUACUAACUAAAAGUCUUCACAGGAUGACGGAAACCGUGUUUAAAUUAUCUUUGUUUAAAAAAAUAUUUUUGAGGUUGUUUUUUAUCUUCAUUAAACGGUUUUUUGAAGUAUUUUUGAGGAUUGGACGAUAAUAAUUUUUUCAAAGAUUACUUUCCUUUCAAAAGCAAUCUUGUUUGACUUUUCUGCUUUUUGCAAGUCUUUCUAAUUGCGUUAUCCAUUCCCCUAUUCUUCUAAUGUUCUCAUAGCAGUUUUAUACCUAUAUUACUAUUUUUUAUCGUCAUUUUAGAAAAUCUUAUGGUUUUCUAAGAAAAAUUUUCUCUCGAUCGAAAUUUUUUUCAGGUUGAAAAUUAAUGGCUGGAAUAAUUUUUGACGACAUGUUCUUAGUGAAAAACAUCGAUCCAGAUGGGAAGAAAUUUGAUCGAGUUUCCAGAUACUUUUGUGACUCUGAAUCAUUCAGGUUUUCUUUCUGAAUAGUGUUUGAACUUAAUUUUCAGGAUGGAAUUGAUACUGGACAUCAAUGAUCAAGCAUACCCCGUCAAAUUAAACGACAAAUUUCGAUUGGUCAUUGCUAAAACUUUGAGAGAAGACGGUUUGCCGGAUGAAGGCGAAUUCGACAUGAAGGUUUGUUAAAUCGGUUCUACUUAUUCACUUCCGAAUCAAAUGAAAUCCAAUAAAACCUUUUAGUCUGUUGUUUUAGUCAUAGAUGUAAUCGACUAGGCGGUGAAAAAGAACUUUUAAAGCUAUAACGAACAACCGCCUUUGGCGAACUAGGAGUUCAAACGUGUAGUCGAAAUAGUUAAAAGCAUGGUCUUACGGUCCUUCGCUUCGUUCUUCUGCGCGUAGUUCAGCCUUGACGAGCUCAGAAUGUAGCGGAUCUUGUGCUGGAGUCCGGAGACCGUGAUCUAGGUGGAAGCCUCGAAAUGAGGGCCACCACUUCGAGUGAAGACUUUACACGGAAUGAAGAUUCAAGUAUAUCUUUUUUUCUGAUUAUAGUUAUAACUUUAUUAGUAUAUAGUUUUUAACUUUGCUAUUAUUGUAGUAAGUUUUAGUUUUGCUCGAAUAUGUAUCAUUUAAGAUAUUAUUCUGAGUGGCAGGUGAAAGUUAUCACUUGAUUUGUUCAAAUAGUUUGAUAUAACGUACAAGUUUUUUGGAAAAUCAAUAAAUUGGAAUCACUGAGUUUGAAAAAGAGGACGCGCCGUGGCGCAACAGGUUGUGGGCCUAUCUACGGUCCUUAAGAUCAAAAGUUCGAUCUUCGCCUUGACAUAACCAAGGGGUUCAAGAAAUGUUGGUAAGGGAAAACCACGACUACAAAAAUCCCCAGCCGUCACAAACAAGGACGGAUAGGUCACUAUAGCCAGUCCACUGAUUAUCAGGAUAGAAUCUCGGCUAAUCGGCUUGGGGCGCCGAAAAGCGGUACAAAGGCGUAGGAAGAAGAAGAAAAAGAAGACUUAAUCUGAAAAACAAAAUUGAGCUUUUUUUAGGCCGAUUAUCCACGUCUUCGACAGUUUGAAUAUGUUAUGUACGGGAAAGUUUAUCGCUUGGAAGGAGAUGACAACGCGGGAGAAUCGAGCAAAUUGGCCGCCUACGCUUCGUUUGGAGGACUACUCAUGAGACUGAAGGGAGAGGUCAGUUAUGCCGUAUUCAACUUGAUUACGCGAAACGCAAAAUACCCGUUAGAGAAAGCAAAAGAUCACUAAAUUUUGGAGAGUCAGAGAUCAUUUUGCGUUUCGCGGAAUCGAAUUGAACACGGCAUUAGGUUUUACAUCAAUCAAUUGAAUGAAAGCUGGAAAAAUUUGUGUUUGAUGUCGUUUUUCGAGCUUUUUUUGCAAAAACACCUGAAAGAGUACCUAAUAGAGUUAUUUAAUUUUUUGAAUGUAUUUCGAACUACUAUGACUAUGCUGGAACCCCAAAAAAAAAAUCUAAAUAAAUAUUUAGGCGAUCAAUCUACAUGGAUUUGAGGUGGAUGCGAACAUCUACUUGCUAAUGAAAAAGACUGAUUUUUAA